AUGCUGACACCCGCCCAGAUCUUUUCGGGUAUUUUCAGUGGUUUUAUCACGUUCAUGAAUGAAACGAUGGCAGCUUUGCCACGGAAGUCCUUUGGUGUCCAAGCGUCAUCAUCCUCUACUGGCUCCGGCUUACGCCAACUGGCCGAAGAUACUCCGACCAAUGAGGUCGACAUGGUUGCUCCGCCCCCGGUCAGCAAUAAGCGUGCACAAGCCCCGUCCUAUUCUGCCUCGUCGCUUGGCCCGGACCUUUGCCUCGCCGCGGCUAUCUCGAGGAAACAGCCCAAUUUGCUGGAUUCCAUCUUCUGA
This is a messenger RNA of Radiomyces spectabilis, 306 nucleotides long. RefSeq lists its product as uncharacterized. Bases 1 to 306 code for a protein of 101 amino acids. The transcript has 3 exons. NCBI's taxonomy places the organism in Eukaryota, Fungi, Mucoromycota, Mucoromycetes, Mucorales, Radiomycetaceae. The record is from RefSeq and is a predicted model, not a curated record.